Molecule: messenger RNA, 1735 nt
Organism: Cyprinodon tularosa
Lineage: Eukaryota; Metazoa; Chordata; Actinopteri; Cyprinodontiformes; Cyprinodontidae
Product: tripartite motif-containing protein 16-like
Exons: 1
Coding region: 59-1720 (553 amino acids)
Molecular function (GO): protein binding; zinc ion binding
Source: RefSeq, a predicted model, not a curated record
AACCAGAAUAUAUUAUGUAGAAGUGAAACUAAAACAGUAUGUUUCACUGAGAGCUAAAAUGGAGCAGGGAGCAGUUCAACUAAACCAAGGUAACAUGUCCUGUUCGAUCUGUUUGGAUCUACUGAAUAAUCCAGUGACUAUUCCCUGUGGACACAGCUACUGUAUGAACUGUAUUAAAGACUUCUGGGAUGGAGAAAAUCAAAGGAGGAUCCACAGCUGCCCUCAGUGUAGGAGGAAGUUCAUACCGAGGCCUGUCCUUGAGAAAAACAUAAUUUUAGCUGCCUUAGUGGAGGAUCUGAAGAAGACCGGACUCCAAGCAGCUCCAGCUGAUCACUGCUAUGCUGGACCUGAUGAUGUGGCCUGUGAUGUCUGCACUGGUAGGAAGAUAAAAGCUGUCAAGUCCUGCUUCACUUGUCCAGCUUCUUACUGUCAGAAUCACCUCCAGCCUCACUAUGAUGUCCCUGGAUUGAAGAAGCACAAGCUUAGAGACCCCACCAAGUCACUCCUACUAAACAUCUGCUCUCGUCAUGAUGAGGUGAUGAAGAUCUUCUGUCGUACUGAUCAGCAGUGUAUCUGUUAUCUCUGCACCAUGGAUGAACAUAAAGGCCAUGAAACAGUCCCAGCUGUGGCAGAAAGGACUGAGAAGCAGAAGGAGCUCCAGGAGAGACGACAACAAAUCCAGCAGAGAAUCCAGGACCAGAAGAAAGAUGUGAAACUGCUUCAACAGGAGGUGGAGGCCAUCAAUGGCUCUGCUGAUAAAGCAGUGGAGGACAGUGAGAAGAUCUUCACUGAUCUGAUCCGUCUCAUCCAGAAACGAAGCUCUGAUGUGACUCAGCAGAUCAGAUCCCAGCAGGAAACUGAAGUGAGUCGAGUCAAAGAGUUUCAGGAGAAGCUGGAGCAGGAGAUCACUGAGCUGAAGAGGAAAGAUGCUGAGCUGGAGAAGCUCCUAAUCACAGAGGAUCACACCCAGUUUCUCCAGAAUUACCCCUCACUGUCAGCACUCAGUGAGUCUACACACUCAUCCAGCAUCAAUAUUCGUCCUCUGAGAUACUUUGAGGAUGUAACAUCAGCUUUGGUGGGUCUCAGAGAAACACUAAAGAACAUCCUGAGAGACACAUGGACAAACAUCUCACUGUCAAUCACUGAAGUGGACGUUCUACUUUCAGAACCAAAGACAAGAGCUCGAUUAUUAAAGUAUUCAAAAGCAAUUUCUCUGGAUGAAAACACAGCAAACAGAAGGCUUUUAUUAUCUGAGGGGAACAGAAAAGUCAGAAGAAUAAACCAGCAACAGCCUUAUCCUGAUCAUCCAGACAGAUUCAGUGAUUAUAAACAGGUCCUGAGCAGAGAGAGUCUGACUGGCUGUUGUUACUGGGAGGUGGAGUGGAGAGGAGAGGUUGAUGUGGCAGUUUCAUACAAGAACAUCAGCAGAGCAGGAGAGUCAGAUGAUUGUUUGUUUGGAUUCAACAAUAAAUCUUGGUCUUUAUAUUGCAACAUAAACAGUUAUACAUUUUGUCACAACAGCAUUAAAACUCCAGUAUCAGGUCCAGUUUCGUCCAGAAUAGGCGUGUAUCUGGACCACAGAGCAGGUAUUCUGUCUUUCUACAGCGUCUCUGAAACCAUGACUCUCCUCCAUAGAGUCCAGACUACAUUCACUCAGCCUCUAUAUGCUGGAGUUUAUGUCUAUUAUGGAACCUCUGCUGAAAUUGUUAAUCUACAGUAAGAAUUACUCUGAGGU